UCUGUGUGUCGGACUCUCCAGGAGAACUCCUCAUUUACUGCCGCCUUGGGAUCUAGCAAUGUAUUCGCAAGGGCUACACAGCUUGGUGCUGCUUCUGCUGGUGUCUUCCCUGUUUGUCCGGCUGCCUGCUCUUCCACAAAGUUUCUCCCUGUCCCUGCGAAGUGGCUUGGGAAGCACCUCAUCCUGUCGACUCUCUCAGUCUGAGUCAGAGCGCAGGUGUCGGAGCCCAGGUGGCAAGCUGUGCAGCGGCAGAGGCCAGUGCGACUGUGGGGUCUGCAUCUGCCAGGUGACCGAGCCAGGAAAAUACUAUGGGCCGCUAUGCGAAUGUCACGAGUGGGUGUGUGAAACCUACGACGGAGACACUUGUGCAGGCCAUGGAAAAUGUGACUGUGGAAAGUGCAAGUGCGAAGAAGGCUGGUUCGGUGAUGCUUGCCAGUACCCAGUGACCUGCAACCUCACCCGGAAGAAAAGUAAUGAAAUGUGCAAGAAUUCUCAAGAUAUCAUCUGUUCAAAUGCAGGAACAUGCCAUUGUGGCAGAUGUAAAUGUGACAAUUUAGAAGGCAAUGGAUUGAUUCAUGGUAAAUACUGUGAGUGUGAUGACAGGGAAUGCAUAGAUGAAGAAACAGGGGAGAUGUGUACAGGCCAUGGCAAGUGUUACUGUGGAAACUGUUACUGUGAGGCUGGUUGGCAUGGCGAUAAAUGUGAGCUCCAGUGUGACAUCACCCCAUGGGAGAUCAAGAAGAAGUGCACCUCUCCAGAUGGCAAAAUCUGCAGCAACAGAGGCACCUGUGUAUGCGGUGAAUGCACAUGUCAUGACGUGGAUCCAACUGGUGACUGGGGAGAUAUUCAUGGAGACACUUGUGAGUGCGAUGAACGAAAUUGCAAGGCACUCUAUGACAGAUAUUCCGAUGAUUUCUGUUCAGGUCAUGGACAGUGUAACUGUGGAACAUGUGCCUGUAAAGCAGGAUGGACGGGAAAGAAGUGUGAACAUCCACUCUCUUGCCCUAUGACAGCAGAAGAGAGUGCUAGAAAAUGCCAAGGAAGCGCACCGUUACCUUGCUCCGGAAGAGGGAAAUGUGAAUGUGGCCAGUGCACUUGCUUCCCUCCUGGAGAGUCCAAGAUAUAUGGCAAAAUUUGUGAAUGUGAUGAUCGACAGUGUGAAGACUUAGAUGGCACCAUCUGCAGUGGUCAUGGGAGCUGUUCCUGUGGCCGAUGCAUUUGUAAGGAUGGGUGGUUUGGAAAAGUAUGUCAACACCCAAGGAAGUGCAACCUGACAGAAAAUGAGAGCAGAAGUUUGUGUGAAUCAGCAGAUGGCAUAUUGUGCUCAGAAAAGGGUUCGUGUCAUUGUGGAAAGUGCAUCUGCUUGCCCCAGGAAUGGUAUAUGACGGGGGAGUUCUGUGAAUGCGAUGACAGAGACUGCGACAAACAUGAUGGCCUUAUUUGUACAGGAAAUGGUAUAUGCAGCUGUGGAAACUGUGAGUGCUGGGAUGGUUGGACUGGAAAUGCUUGUGAAAUCUGGCUUGGGACAGAAUACCCCUAA
Varanus komodoensis (Komodo dragon) is the source of this 1540-nucleotide messenger RNA. It is a transcript of the gene ITGBL1, whose product is annotated as integrin subunit beta like 1. The coding region runs from base 59 to 1540 and encodes 493 amino acids. The record is from RefSeq and is a predicted model, not a curated record. Gene Ontology annotation, molecular function: integrin binding. Gene Ontology annotation, biological process: integrin-mediated signaling pathway; cell adhesion mediated by integrin; cell-matrix adhesion. NCBI's taxonomy places the organism in Eukaryota, Metazoa, Chordata, Lepidosauria, Squamata, Varanidae. The transcript is spliced from 11 exons. Gene Ontology annotation, cellular component: cell surface; focal adhesion; integrin complex.